AUUACAGAUAAUUGAAGUGUUCUUAUCAUAUAGGUAUAGAUACAGCGUAUCAUCGGUGAUGUCGUAGUCGUGGUUUUUAAUCUGUUGUAUUGUCUUCAGUUUUCACAUACCUGGUUAUGCUUUUGUGAACUACUAAAAUAAGAAAUUAUCAAAAAUCAUAUAUAGCCUCCGUUGCACGAGAUUUUUUUUACUGAUUUUCAAAAAAAAAGUCGAGUGUUAAGUAAAGAUCGGUAUCCAAAAGCUCGUGGUUGUUCUUCGAGUAAUAGCUACGUCCGAUAUUUCCUGAAAGCGCUGUCAGUAAUCUUGUGUCUCUAUCACACUACUGGACUUUCUUCAAGCUUCGUCCCUCUCUCUCUAGAUUUCAGCGCUUCUAGUACAUUAGAACACAGCCAAUGGCAGCUGCUGCUAUGUGCAAAGUAAAACAUCGCAGUCCAGGUUACAUGAGGUUACAUAAUAAGGCGGUAUACAUAUGUGUGCCUUAGCGCAGAUAAUUACAGAUUCUGUUGGAUGCCGUUGCUAGUCAUUUUAAGAAGAGAGUAGAAUGCACGUACGCUAAACAGCGCGUGCCCAAUCAACAGAUAUCCACAUACUUAGCUACCUGAUCACAAGAUCCAGAGACCGCAAGUUUUCACAAUGAGGGACACCGGGAUGGUGAUGUAAACUAAAGUGUAAACGAAGUGGUGAUAAAUGUGCUAUGCAAAUUUGACAAACAAUCUUAAUCGUUGUCAAUUGCCAUUAUCCACUAUUCCACAAUCAGACGAAACGCUAGUCGAUGAUGUUAUUAUGUUUUUGUAGGAGGGGCUAUGAUAUUUUCACUAAGAACUACCAUAGAGUAUUGUAUACACUGUUUUUCUUUUCUGGGUAUUUUUACUUUUCUUUUUGAUAACAGAUAAUUAAAAAUGGGCACUCUUGAUUAUAGAAACGAUAAUUUCCUGUUUUGAUAUUGUCCACAAAGAUGGAUGUUCCUCAUCAAUUGGUGAUGUCACAAGAGGGUCCUGGUAGAUCCUGUUGGCGUAAUAGACCUACGAAGUUUGAGUGUCAGAUAUCGUCUCCUUCUAUAGAAUAUGAAUUACCGUAUGGUAUGACACCAUUAGAAUCUCAGGUUGGAGGUCAUGCUUUCAGUGAGAGUAGUGGAACCAUUGGAAUGCUGAAAAGCAGGGAUGGCCUGAUUUAUAAACCUAUUGAAAAACCUCUCCUAGGUGAACGCGAAAUUACCUUUUAUGAAAGGCUUCAAGAGAGUACGGAUUCCUCAAUACACGAACUUCGUGAAUAUACACCUCAAUAUUAUGGGACUAAAGAAUUGAAGCUAGGUAACAAAUCUGUGAAAUUCCUCAUACUAGAGGACUUGACCGCAGGAAUGUCUGAGCCUUGUGUAAUGGAUGUGAAAAUUGGCAAGCAAACCUGGGACCCACUUGCUGGUCCAGCCAAGAGAGCUGGUGAGGAGAAGAAAUAUGCUAAAUGCAAAGAAAAUUAUGGAUUCUGUAUACCUGGGUUUCAGGUUUACAGACUUUCUACUGGCUUUAUUAAAAAGUAUAGUAAAGAUUAUGGCAAGAAGCUUGAUAAGGAAAUGGUUGUAGAAGCAAUGGAGUUAUUUCUCAAUGCUAAUCCAGGUCAACCACCUUGCCGCAAAUUGAUUGUGCAGUUACUAUCUACCCUGUGGAAAAUUCUAGCAUUUUUCCGCUUGCAAACUAAAUUGAGGUUUUAUGCGAGCUCUGUAUUACUUGCGUACGAUGCUAAACGCUUACGACAAUAUUCUAGUCGAACUAUACAGAAACCAUCUAUCAACAUCGGUUUGCUGGGAUUAAAUAAUAAUUUGAAAAUAUCUUCAAUAGCAAGAUCAUCAUCUUUAAAAUUGAAUGUACAACCAUCGGGUUCUUCAGGUGAUGAGGGUUUUUCUGGUCAAUUGACCGAAAGUGGACCUAUUUUUCAAAAAACAAUCAAUAACCAUUCCCCAAUAGCCACACCUGCAAUAUCACCUAUCUUCAUGAGACGCAACAACACCAAAUUGAUUAAGCGGUCUCAAAGUCUGAAGAGAAACGACAGUCUAAGAAGAUCUGAAUCAUUUCAUCCACCACCUAGUCCGAAUUUUUCCGGGGAGUCCAGCCUUAUCAGGAAUAACUCAUGUGGUAAAGGUAUGAAUAUUGUUAUUGAGAAGUUAUGUCGUACCCAUUCAUAUACAAAUAAUUUCGACAAGGACAUUAUCAAAAUUAAAGAGGACUACGCCAUUUUAUUAGACGAAUUGACAAUGACUCCUGAAGAGAAGCAAAAUUGGGUGCGAGUAAAUAUGAUCGAUUUUGCCCAUGUUUUUCCUGCUGACAGCGACACUUUGGAUUUGAAUUAUUUAGAAGGUAUAAAGAAUUUGAUUGUAUUGUUGGAAGGCUUCUUAAGUCCUGAAUGAAGCUGUCACACAAAAUUAAUUCGACUGUUUCGGUGUGAUGCUCUCGGGAAAUUUAAAUUGGUAUCGAUUAUUGGUAUCAUAAUCAUAUAUUUUACAUCGUUUUUGUAAGGUACAUUAUCACUAUGCUUUUUACGCAACCUGCGCGAUCUGAUACUUAUAAAUAGCCUUCACUCGUAUACCUAUACACUGCCGUCCUAAAGUUCUGUUCACAGUUGUUAAUUUUUCUCGGCUUGAUAAUGUUUAUGUUAAAUUUCAAGUCUAGCAAAGUUUCUCAAAAGAGUUUCCAGAGGUACGGUAUAACCUUUACUGUUGGGAUAUUUGAACAAUUUUCUGAUGUACGGACUUAUCCUCGAAUUGUAAGCAAAAUAAAAAAAAUAUUAAAAUCA
Messenger RNA from Athalia rosae (coleseed sawfly), 2784 nucleotides. It is a transcript of the gene Ipk2, whose product is annotated as inositol polyphosphate multikinase. Gene Ontology annotation, cellular component: nucleus; cytoplasm. The record is from RefSeq and is a predicted model, not a curated record. The transcript has 5 exons. The coding region runs from base 956 to 2398 and encodes 480 amino acids. Gene Ontology annotation, biological process: inositol phosphate biosynthetic process. Gene Ontology annotation, molecular function: inositol-1,4,5-trisphosphate 3-kinase activity; inositol tetrakisphosphate kinase activity. Lineage: Eukaryota; Metazoa; Arthropoda; Insecta; Hymenoptera; Athaliidae.